Molecule: messenger RNA, 2187 nt
Organism: Fulmarus glacialis (Northern fulmar)
Lineage: Eukaryota; Metazoa; Chordata; Aves; Procellariiformes; Procellariidae
Gene: LRSAM1
Product: leucine rich repeat and sterile alpha motif containing 1
Exons: 25
Coding region: 1-2187 (728 amino acids)
Molecular function (GO): protein binding
Source: RefSeq, a predicted model, not a curated record
AUGCCACUCUUCUUCCGUAAGAAGAAACCCAGCGAUGAUGCUCGGAAGCGCCUUGAAUACCAAAUGUGCCUGGCAAAAGAAGCUGGUGCUGAUGACAUUCUUGACAUAUCCAAAUGUGAACUCUCAGAGGUUCCUUAUGGGGCCUUUGCAACUUGUAAAGUCUUGCAAAAAAAGGUGCUGAUUAUUCAUACGAAUAAUCUGACAUCUUUAGUUCCAAAGUCCUGCAGCCUUCUGAGUCUCGUAACCGUGAAGGUUCUAGACCUGCAUGACAACCAGCUGGCAUCGCUUCCUAAGCUGACAUCUCUUCAGGUCCUAAACCUUGAAAGGAAUCUUUUAAAAUGUCUUCCACAAUCUAUAGGAGACCUUGCCCAGCUCCAGAUGCUCAAUGUGAAAGGUAACAAGCUGAAGGAGCUGCCUGCCACUGUGAGCGGCUUUUUGGGCGGCUUGCGGAGUUUGCGCACUCUGGAUAUCAGUGGGAACAUGCUGCAGGAACUGCCGCGGGUGCUGGCUCACAUCCGCACGCUGGAGUCGCUGACCUUGGAUGCUUCUUCCAUGACCUACCCAUCACCUGAUAUUUGCAGUGCAGGUACAGAGUCCAUUCAGCAGUUCCUCUGCAAAGAGUGUGGAAUUGCAUACUACCCUCCCUCUCAGUAUCUGCUCCCCGCGCUGGAGAGUGAUGGAGAAGGAACAUCAGUGGACGGGGUGGACAGGGCAGUGCAUAAGUACUUGGAGGAGGAGAGCGAGUGGCAGAACAAAUUCUUGGAUUAUGAGAAGAGGAAGGAAAAAAAAAUGCAAGAGAAGCUGGAAUUUGAGCGGCGCCUGAACAUGGGGCAAAGAGAACAUGCUCUGCUUGUUCAGCAGAUCAACAGUCAGAAGGAUGAGAUACUGCAGACAGUGAGAGAGGACCAGAUGAGGCUGGAGGAGGGUCUGACGAAGCACCAACGCUAUUUGGAGGAGGAGCGCCUGAAGCUGCUGCAGCAGUUGAAGCAAGCGGAGCAAGGCAUUGCCAGCCGUAUCCAGAAGCUGCUAGAGGACAACCAGAGGCAAAACCAAAGUUCAGACAUUCUGAAAUCCUUGGAGAAUGAGAGAAUAAGGAUGGAACAGCUGAUGGCAAUAACGCAGGAGGAGUCGGAGCAUCUACGCAAAAGGGAAGUGGCCUCUGCCAUGCAACAAAUGCUGGCCGAGAGCUACAAGAACAAGCUCAUCCAAAUGACCUACGAGUCUCGUCGGCAAGACCUUGUCAACCAGGCCUGCUCCAGCCUAGCUGAGAUGGAUCAGAAGUUCCAGCAAAUCCUGGCUUGGCAACAGCUGGAUCAGAGCAAAGCUGUUAGUCAGAUCUUGCAGCAGAUUGAGAUGCAGAAAGCUGCCUUUGAAGCUCUCCAAGUGAAGAAGGAUCUUAUGCACAGGCAGAUCAGGAACCAGAUUAAAUUAAUAGAAACAGAGUUAUUGCAGUUGACACAGCUGGAGUUAAAGAGGCAAGAACUGGACACAGAGACGCUGCAGGGGGUGAUCACAGAGCAACGCCAAGCACUCGGCUACCUGCUGCAGCAGCUGCUCAAAGAAAAGAAGCAAAGGGAAGAAGAACUGCGACAAAUACUGCUGGAAAUGGAGGCAAAGAGCGAAACCAAACAGGAGAACUACUGGCUGAUCCAGUACCAGCGCCUGCUGAAACAGAAGCACAUAUCCCUUAAACUCACGGGCGAGGGCUUGGAGCAGCAGCUGGUGAACCUUUUAAUCGAGCUGUCGGCUGAACAGUACGUGCCAGUCUUUGCACACCAUCGAAUAUCCUUGCAAGCGCUUAGCACCAUGACUGCCAGUGACCUGGAAAAGAUCGGCGUGAUGGAGGCAGGUCUGCAGCGUGCCAUCCUCAAGCGAACUCAGGAGAUCCUGGCUGUGGCCAAGACAAUCCCAGAGCUGCUGAGGACGGUGGACAAUGAGGUCCCUGCAGCCCCAGCACCCAGCGCUCCCUUCGAGGAGCCUAUGAGCCCUGUGGUCCCGAUGGCUCCGCCACUGCAGUGGAAUGAGAAGAAGUCGGAGUGCGUUGUCUGCAUGGAGCAGGAGACCCAGAUGAUUUUCCUGCCCUGUGGCCAUGUCUGCUGCUGCCAGACCUGCUGUGAGCGGCUGCACACUUGUCCCCUGUGCCGCAAGGACAUCACACAGUGCAUCCGCAUCUUCCACAGCGGCUAG